AUGAGGAUAAAUGUAAUUUCAGUUAUUGUAGUAUUGGGCUAUCUACUCUCUGUUGCCAAUGCAGUCGAUGAAACUUUAUUCGGUAAAGUUACAGUGGCGAACCUAACUCAUUGGCUAAAAACGUGCCAUUUUGCAUCCGGGAAGCAUCAAAAAUGCAGCAAAAUACCUCCCUCUCCAAGUGAAAAAACUACGAUUUCAAAAGCGUGAGGAAGAGGGCACGCAGUUAAAAACAUAGUUUUUUUAGUUGUAGAAGGAGGUAUUUUGCCACAUUUUUGAUGCUUCCCGGAUGCAAAAUGGUACGUUUUUUUCCACUGGAUCAGAUCCCUCACUGUAUUUUCGCCUCCUAAAGCAAACAAAAAGUUUAUUUAUUUAUUUUAUUUAAAGAAUUUUGAAGAUUCGAGAACAUUGUGAGAAAUCAUUACAUACGAUUUGCUUUAGGAAACUGUCUGCCGAAGAUUUGCAUCCAGAAAUGCCGGCUAGAGAAGGGACGAAUUGGUGGGUGCUGCAUUAAGGACGAAUGCAGAUGCUGGGUGGAACAUUUGCCGCCGUACGAAAAUUAA
Molecule: messenger RNA, 560 nt
Organism: Bursaphelenchus xylophilus (pine wood nematode)
Lineage: Eukaryota; Metazoa; Nematoda; Chromadorea; Rhabditida; Aphelenchoididae
Source: the annotation of a GenBank genome assembly